AUGGCCGCGUUUACAUUCAAAGCGACGAAUGCCAUGUUCAAGUCAUGUGAAAUCGAAAACUGUCGACGUAUUUCAGCCGCAUUAUGUCAACACUGUAAGAAAAGUGUCUGCCGACGUCACUUUGACGAACACGCGGAUCAGCUUACACAAGAAUUACACCCGUUAGUUGAUCAAAUGAACGAAUUAAGAGAGACAAUCAGCAUCUUCUCUGUAGGAGAAUAUAAACUACAACUACUUAAGAAGUUAACUGAGUGGCGCGAUGGAGCUAUAAAAAGAAUCAAUAGAUUAUAUGAAUUGAAAAAGCAAAAAAUCGAGAUGCUUUUCCAAGAAAACGAAGAAAUGUAUUCAAAACAAACAAGCAAUCAUAUAACAACUCUCGAUGCACUGAAACAAGAAACGACAACUUUUAUCAAAGAAAAUGACGUGACAAUUGAAGAACUGAACUCAUUAAAAGAAAAUCUCCGUAAAUUAGAAAAACUUGUUAGUGAAACGCACAAUGAUCUUGUGAGGUGUGAUGUAGAACCGUUGUCUAUUAAGUACAACUCAGUUCUUGUUUAUUCUGGGAAAAAUAAUUAUAUGCUGGGAGGGACAUUACUUUGUGCUGAUUAUCAAAUGAAACUGAAUGAAUUUUAUCGCAAAUCAACACAAAAAUGGCAAUUAAUCUACAAAGCACAAAUAGAUGGUUUUGGUGCAAAAGAUUUUCAUCGUUGUUCAGAUGGUAAAGGACCUACAAUGACUAUCAUAAUGAGUAAAAAUGAAAAUUAUUUGUUCGGAGGUUACACAGCAAUAUCUUGGGGUUCCGAUAACACAUAUAAAAAGGAUCCAGCAGCGUUUUUAUUCACUCUAAGGAAUCCUCAUGAUAUUCAGCCUACAAAAUUUUCCCACAAUGCCCAAAUAGCCUGGACCGUCGCGCAUAAGAGUUGUUUUGGUCCAUGUUUUGGUGGAGUCAAGAGAAACGAAGAAGAAUUAGAUGACAUCAUUGUAUGUAGUAAUGCAAACGAAAGUCCAGGCUCAGAGUUUUCAUUUCCAUCAAGCUACCUUGAUACAACUGGAAGGGGUGAAACACUUUUCACCGGAGAAAAGAACUUUAUGGUGGAAGAUAUCGAAGUUUACACACCUUUGAUUGAAUAA
Molecule: messenger RNA, 1131 nt
Organism: Adineta ricciae
Lineage: Eukaryota; Metazoa; Rotifera; Eurotatoria; Adinetida; Adinetidae
Source: the annotation of a GenBank genome assembly